AUUAAAUAUUUUAGUAUUGGUUAGUAAAGCAUUUAAGAUUAUUUGGUAAUUUUAUAAAAAUGUUUAAGGUUUUGUCAGUUAUUUCCGUGAUGAUUAUGGUUUUUCUUUGUGUGUUCUAUUACAUGUAUCCAAGUGUUUUCAAGAAAUAUAAUCACAAACUGGUUAAUCCAGGAACUUGGGGAACAAUUGAAAUUGUUCAAGAAAAACCAAUUGGCAAUAUAAAAAACAUCUUUCAUUCCCAAAUCUUGUGGCAAAUUCUGGAAAACCUCUGCGGUUUUGUUACUGGAGUUCUCUUCUGUGGUUUGAUUGGACGAUCAUUUAGCAAUACACAUUUGACAUCGAUGGAAAACUCAUUGAAAGAAAGUACUAAACGGCUUCAUGAGCUUCAACAGCAGGUAGCCAACCUUAGAGAAAAGCUACUUACACAAGAAAGCAUGGAUACUCCGAUUUUAGCUGAGGAAAGCCAACUUCUAUUGACACAUGAGGAAGUUACACAUAUGAGUCAGGCGAGUGCGAGGAAACGUAUCAUGCUCGGAUUGUACCGAUCAGCCAAAUACCAAAGUUCCAUGAACUUCGGAAAGGACAAAAACCAAGAGCACAGACUCCGACGGCUUACGAUGAAAAAAAUCCUGUUUCUUCAAAAAAUACUAACCAAAUUAGUGACAGAACAUUGGGGACUCAACAAACUACUCCAAGGGUAA
Molecule: messenger RNA, 701 nt
Organism: Macrosteles quadrilineatus (aster leafhopper)
Lineage: Eukaryota; Metazoa; Arthropoda; Insecta; Hemiptera; Cicadellidae
Exons: 5
Coding region: 60-701 (213 amino acids)
Source: RefSeq, a predicted model, not a curated record